Talaromyces marneffei is the source of this 1434-nucleotide messenger RNA. RefSeq lists its product as uncharacterized. Gene Ontology annotation, molecular function: peptidyl-prolyl cis-trans isomerase activity; macrolide binding. NCBI's taxonomy places the organism in Eukaryota, Fungi, Ascomycota, Eurotiomycetes, Eurotiales, Trichocomaceae. The transcript has 4 exons. The coding region runs from base 1 to 1434 and encodes 477 amino acids. Gene Ontology annotation, cellular component: nucleolus; chromatin. The record is from RefSeq and is a predicted model, not a curated record.
AUGUCUCAACCUGUUGGUCUUUAUACUGUCCAGGUGCCGCCUGGCGGUAUCAUGGUGCCUGCAUUGCCUCAAGGCGCAGUUGCUAUGUUCCGUGUAAGCAUGGCUGCCAUCGACCCUGACGCUGAGCCCGAGUACGAAGAUGAUGCCGCUGCCGGCAAGCCUCCCCGUUCCACCCUCAAGAUCGUCCGUCUGCCCAGCGAUAUGGAUAUGGACGAUGAAGACGAUGAGGACUACGAAGAUGAGGACAGCGAGGAUGACUCUGAUGACGAGGAGAUUAACGGUGGUCCUAGCGACAAGGCCAAGGCCAAGCAACGCCAGGCUGCUGCUGCUCUCAUGGACCUUGAUGAUGAUGAGGAUGACGACGAAGACGACACUGAUCGCGCUGAUUUCAAGGCUGCUCUUUCACAGCUCAUCAAGGGCAAGGGCCCCGCCACUGGCGACGAUGAUGAGGAUGAUGACGACGACGAGGAGGGGCUUGAGCUCGAGGAGACUGUUGUUUGCACUCUAGACACUGAGAAGCAAUACCAACAACCACUCGACAUCACCAUUGCCGAUGAUGAGCGCGUCCUUUUCAAGGUUACUGGCACACACACCGUCUACUUGACCGGUAACUUCGUCAUGCCCGCCGAAGAACCACACUACCAUGACGAUGAGGAUGAUGAGGACGAUGAAGAUGACUAUGACUAUGAUCUUUCGCCUGACGAGGAUGAGUUAGAUGGCAUGGACUACCUUCUCAACGGGGGCGAUGAGAGCGACGACCUUGACGACUUGGAGAAUCCCCGCAUUGCUGAAAUUGACUCCGAGGAGGAGGAAGAAACUGCCCCUAAGUUGGUGACCAAGGGCAAGAACAAGCGUGCUGCCGAGGAGGAGGCCGCGCUCGACGACCUCAUUGCCAAGGAUGCUACAUCAAAAUCUGACAAGAAGCAGCAGAAGAAGUUGAAGAAGAACAACGGCGACGCUGCUCCUGUUGAGACCAAGAAGGAGGCAAAGGAGGCACCUGCUGCCAAGUCCGACAAGAAGGUUCAAUUCGCUAAGAACUUGGAGCAGGGACCUACUGGUUCUGCUACCCAGAAGCCUGCUGAGAAAUCAACUGGCACAUUGGGCGUGAAGGAGGUGCAGGGCGUCAAGAUUGACGACAAGAAGCUCGGAAAGGGACCUGCUGCUAAGAACGGAAACACCGUCGCUAUGCGAUACAUUGGAAAGCUUGAGGACGGAAAGGUCUUUGACUCCAACAAGAAAGGCAAGCCCUUCACAUUCAAGCUUGGCAAGGGCGAGGUUAUCAAGGGUUGGGACAUCGGUAUCGCUGGCAUGACUGCCGGUGGCGAGCGCCGUAUCACCAUCCCCUCCCACCUCGCAUACGGCAAGAAAGCUUUGCCCGGUAUCCCCGCCAACUCGAAGCUCAUCUUUGACGUCAAACUGCUCGAAAUCAAAUAG